CAUGGAGCUGAACCAGACAUCCCCACCACCUACAUCACCUGUCCCAGAGAUCAAUGAAGAAGUGUGCGCAGUAGAGGUCACCAAAAUGGCCAUAGAUGGUGUCACGCUGCUCAUUUGCCUCUGCGGGCUGGUGGGGAAUGGGGCUGUCCUCUGGCUCCUUGGCUUCCGCAUCCGCAGGAACCCCAUCACUGUUUAUGUUCUCAACCUGGCUGUCUCCGACUUCAUCUUCCUCAUCUUCACAGUCACCUCGACCUUCCACUACAUGAUGGAAAACAUCUGCUCUUCUGUUUUGUCCAAUGUGUACCCGACAACACUCUUCCUGCUCUCGCUCUUCUCCUACAACAUGGGCUUGUACCUCCUGACAGCCAUCAGCAUCGAGAGGUGCAUGUCCAUCCUCUUCCCGCUCUGGUACCGUUGCCACCGCCCCCAGCACUUGUCGGCUGUGGUGUGUGUCCUGCUCUGGGCCCUCUCUAUCACCGUCAUUGCUGCAGUGACUUCUCUGUGUCUGUUGUCCGAUGAUGAGCACUGCCGGAUAGCUCUCAUCUCCAUGUACAUCCUCAACUUCUCUAUCUUUGCCUCACCCAUGGUCAUUUCCAAUGUCAUCCUGUUCAUGAAGGUCCUAUGUGGCUCCAAGCAGCGUCAACCUAAGAGGCUCUACAUCGUUAUCUUUCUCACUAUCCUCUUCUUUCUCACUUUUGGGGUUCCCCUUAGCAUCUUGAAUUUCUUCCAGCAGUUUUACUCCCUCCUUGUGUCUGCCCGGGUUCUUUUCCUGCUCGCCUGCGUCAACAGCAGCAUCAACCCCUUCAUCUACUUCUUGGUGGGGAGCUACCGGAGGCACUGCUCUUUGGUGUCCCUCCAGGUUGCCUUCCGGAGGGUUUUUGAAGAAACGGCAAUCACCACGAUCUCCAGCUGAGAGGCCACUGUGCUUACACCAGCCAUGCUGCCCACCCUGGCUUCACACUCAUCUGCCCACCUUUGCUCCUGGUUGGGCUUGCAGGUCACCUGUCCUGUGGCUGAGUGUCAGGUUGCAACCGAUCUCUUAUCCUACGUUGUUUUGAUCCCACCUUGCCCCCAUCCCAUCCUAUCCCCAUCCUAUCCCAUGCCUGCUUCUCAAAUAGUUCCCAUCCUCAUCUCUAUCCCCAUCCUCUUCCCCAUCCCCAUUCUUAUGACAUCUCAUCCCCAUGCAAACCUCAU
Cuculus canorus (common cuckoo) is the source of this 1194-nucleotide messenger RNA. Its product is annotated as mas-related G-protein coupled receptor member H-like. Gene Ontology annotation, molecular function: G protein-coupled receptor activity. Gene Ontology annotation, cellular component: membrane. Bases 2 to 913 code for a protein of 303 amino acids. The record is from RefSeq and is a predicted model, not a curated record. NCBI's taxonomy places the organism in Eukaryota, Metazoa, Chordata, Aves, Cuculiformes, Cuculidae. The transcript has a single exon. Gene Ontology annotation, biological process: G protein-coupled receptor signaling pathway.